Cuscuta epithymum is the source of this 795-nucleotide messenger RNA. NCBI's taxonomy places the organism in Eukaryota, Viridiplantae, Streptophyta, Magnoliopsida, Solanales, Convolvulaceae. The record is from the annotation of a GenBank genome assembly.
CGCCGCUCAAUCUACUCCAGGACGCUGACGCCGCCGCUCAAUCUUGUUUCUGAAACCGCUCUGUCAUCUUCUCAGCAAAUGUUUCCACAUUACAUGUGUGGCAACCCUAUUGUUCUGAAGUCUGAACUCUAUCAUUUCAAUCAUUACGAACAACUUCCAUGGGCCGUGGCACUCUUUCGAGCAUGCGGAUGCAGAGCAACAAGAACGGUGGUGGCGGUUGUUUGAGAGAAAGUAUGAAUGGGAUGCAUGCUACACGAGCAUAAUAAAGAAGAGGUUUCGUUCUAGGGGAUCUGAAUGGUUAAGCAAGAAUAUUUGCCCGGCAAGACGGCAGAACAAGAAGCCGGACUGGAUAUGCGAUGGUGACUGGAUGCUGUUGAAAGAGUAUUGGGGGUCUGAUUCAUUCAAGAAGAAGAGUACUGCCAGGAAGAAGAACCGCAACUCUCAGAAGGCGAAAGAGUCACAGUAUCGCGGUGGGCGGAUUUUGGUCAGUAGGCAUGUUAGUCCCCACUUAUAGAGGACGGCGGUACGGGACGUGGUCUGAAGCAGAGUCUCUUUCGGGCAGCUUUGAAUGCUCAAGCCGACACUCCAAGCCCACCCACGAGGAGAUUGAUGCCCGCAUCCAAUCGCAAGUGGAAACCCGGUUCGCGCAGCAGGAGCAACUCUGGCGAGCACAGAUGGAGAAUAUGUCCACCGCGUUUAUGUCGAUCAUGCGACAAGUCCAGAGCUCUAACUCGUCUGUCCCGAUGCCUGAUAUCUCGGCUUUGCAUACCCCGACCCCUGUUGCUAAGAAUUGCC